This is a messenger RNA of Durio zibethinus, 1590 nucleotides long. RefSeq names its product putative disease resistance protein At4g27220. Gene Ontology annotation, molecular function: protein binding. NCBI's taxonomy places the organism in Eukaryota, Viridiplantae, Streptophyta, Magnoliopsida, Malvales, Malvaceae. The record is from RefSeq and is a predicted model, not a curated record.
AUGUUUGUGUGUUUUCAAAGGGCGGCAUUAAGGAUUGCAAAUCGGGAAGAAAAUCUAAAUUUUUUUGUUGAAAAUGGUGCAACGAUUGAAAUUCACAAAUUGAUACAAGCAAAAAGAGUCUCAUUGGCUCGUACUCGCCUGCCCCCCCUGCCACAAAAGCCCAAAUGUGCCGGAAUGUUAACAUUGUUACUCCAUGAAAACAGCUUGCGAGAAUUUCCAGGGCAAUUCUUUGAAUAUAUGCCUGGCCUUCAAGUUUUGUGGUUAAGGGAAACAGGAAUCAGUGGACUUCCUGAAUCCAUCUCCGGAUUAAGAAACCUCAGAGGGCUCUUUCUAGACAACUGUAGUUGUUUAGCAGUGCUUCCUCAUCAGAUAGGUGAUCUCCAGAGUCUCAAAAUCCUUGUUGUACGUCAUACUGGGAUCUCUUCUUUACCGAGUGAGAUUGGACGGUUGGGAAAUCUUAAAUGUUUGAGAGUUUCGUUCAAAGAAGAUGCCACAGUAGGAAACAAUUUUACUGUUAAUUCUGGCAACUUCAAUCAGAACGGCAUCGAAGAAAGGAUAAUUCCUAGAAAAAUUAUUGAAAAGCUUUCUAAACUAGAAGAGCUGAGUAUUGAUGUGAGCCCUAAUAGCAGAAGAUGGAAUGCCAAUGCUGAUGAAAUUGCAAGGGAAAUCACCAUAUUUAAAGGAUUGACACAUCUUCACUUCUACUUCCCUCAAAUGGAGUCUUUUGAACAUUUCAUUCAGAAUAGCAAAUCAUGGAAACCAAAUGGAGAAAAUGAGGAAUUUGAAGGCUUCAGAUCUUUCAACAUCUCUGUUGGUCAACAAGGAAAUAGUUCGGCAUCAGACUUUAAUGUCUUUGAAUGCUCAGCUGAAAAGCAUCUGAAGUUUUCUGCAGGAGAUGGAUUUCCUGGGGCUGUUUCUGAGGUACUUAAACAGGCGACUUCAUUCGAGCUGAUUGGUCACGUGACUGCUGGCAACUUAACGGAUGGCCUUCCUGAUGAUACAUUUGAAGAGCUGGAAGUUUGCAUUGUUGAGGAGUGUGAUGCGAUGACGAGCAUCGUAAAUGGAAAUACAAACACAACAGGAGUAGUAUUCCCAUGCCUGGAAAAGCUACAUAUAAAAAAGCUCCCAAACUUGGUGAGUAUCUGGGAGGGCACUGUAGCAUCUGAAAGCUUCAGUGCACUAUCGACUCUGACAUUAAAAGAAUGCCAAGGUAUAACGAAACUUUUCUCACUAGAGUUGGUCAGAAAGCUGUGUAAGCUACAAAAUCUUCAAGUUGAGGACUGUGCAAGGAUUGAAAAGAUUAUUGAAGCUGAAAGUAUAGUCGAAUCCACGGCCUUUCCCAGUCUGAAGAAUUUCCAACUAUGUAGCUUGACAAGCUUGUCUUCCAUUUGUGAUGCCUCGUUAGAAUGUCCCUCUUUGGAGAGAAUACUUAUCAAGACUUGUGAAGGGCUAACAACUUUGCCAAGAGUCCUGCAAAAAGCUCCCAAACUGAGAGAAAUUCAAUGCGCUGAAGAUUGGUGGCAUCAACAGGAAUGGCCAAGUAACGAAACUGAAAAGCAAUUCAGAACUUUUCACCGUCACUUCCGCUAA